AUGGAAGCCAGUAUAUUCUCACCAAGUCUUAUCAAGGGCUUGACCGACAAAAUAUAUGAUAGACGAAAAGCUGCUGCCUUAGAAAUCGAAAGACUUGUUCGCGAAAACGAAGAUUCGAAAGAGCGGAUCACUCAAAUAGUUGACGCUUUAGUUCAAGAGUUUGUCUAUUCAAAUAAUCCCUAUGCACGCUAUGGUGGUUUAAUUGGUUUAGCAGCAACUUCGAUUGCUCUUGGACAAGGCGUUUCACAAUACUUGGAUAAUAUUGUCCCGCCCAUUCUUUCAUGCUUCAGUAAUCAAGAUCAAAAAGUGCGAUACUAUGCUUGUGAGAUAUCUUUGAUGCUCUGUGUAAAUGAGCCUUAUAAUUCAGUAGAAGCAGGAGGAGAAGAACUUCCAACACCUUCUUCAUUACCUCGAAACACAGCAUUUUCUUUGCCUCGAUUUAUCCCUCUUCUCAGUCAACGUAUUUAUGUGCGAAAUUCAGCUGCUAGACAAUUCUUGGUCUCUUGGAUGUGUGUCUUGGAUUCCAUUCCUGAUCUUGAAUUGAUUUCCUUUUUACCAGAGUUUUUGGAUGGUUUGAUUCGAUGCUUAAACGAUGUGAGCGAAGAUGUACGUGUGGCUACAAAUGGAUUACUGCAUGAUUUUUUGAAUGAAAUCAAAGAAGCUGCUGCUGCACGAUCAUUGCAACUUCAACGACAAUCUGAACAGAAGAAAACUCAAAUAGGAUUACCAAUUAAAGAGCAAGAGGAUACAAAAGAUGAAGAGCAGGAAGAAGAUAAACAAGUAGAACAAGAAAACGAAUCAACUUCUAUAGAUUCUGAAAACGACGGUCAUGGUAAAGGCACUUAUGUGCCUGGCCAAGGCGUUAUUGUUCAAUAUGGUCGUAUUGUUGACAUUUUGGUACCUCAUCUAUCCUCUUCUGAAGAAGAAAUCCAAAAGACUGCUUUGUUAUGGAUCAAUGCGUUUAUUGAGAUAGCUAAAGAUGUUGUGAUCAAAUCUACACCUGAAAUUAUCAAAGCAGUCUUGCCUACACUAGCACAUCCAGUCUCAGGUAUUCGUGUGAUUGCACUCGAAACCAACCAGAGUCUUCAGAAACUUGUGCUGGAGACACCCAUUCAUACACCUGAACCAACAACCAGCAGGAGCGAUCCAUCAGGUGGCGUUCAACUACAGCAGAAAAAGACAAAAUCCAUGAUGAUGAACCAAAUCGAUAACAGUACAGAUCCCUUUGAUUAUCAAGCAACUGUAGCCAAUCUUCGACUUCAGUUCCUGAACCAGCACGAAGAGACUCGUGUUGCCAGUCUGGAUUGGCUGUUGAUGCUUCAUAAAAAAGCACCUAACAAGAUCUUGGCUUCAGAUGAUGGCACUUUUCCUGCCUUACUCAAGACAUUGUCUGAUUCAUCUGAAGAAGUAGUUCGACGUGAUUUGCAGCUAUUAGCACAGAUUUCAUCUCAUUCUGAUCAUGAAUACUUUCGAAGUUUUAUCAUGUCUCUAUUGUCUUUGUUUAGUACAGAUCGACGUUUGUUGGAGACGCGUGGUAGUCUGAUUAUUCGCCAAUUGUGUAUGAGUCUUGAUCCAGAGCGUAUUUAUUGUGCAAUUGCAGACAUACUCGAACAAGAUGAAGACCUGGAAUUUGCUAGCAUCAUGAUUCAAAAUCUGAAUAUCAUCUUGAUUACUUCUUCAGAAUUAUCAGAUUUGAGAAAACGGUUAAGAAACUUGGAAUUGAAAGACAAUCAACGGUUGUUUAAUACACUUUAUCGGUCCUGGUGUCAUAAUGCGGUCGCUGCAUUUUCACUUUGUCUAUUGUCUCAAGUGUAUGAGCAUGCAGCCAAUAUGCUUCAAAUAUUUGCCGAAUUAGAAAUUACAGUGAAUAUGCUUAUUCAAAUAGACAAGCUUGUUCAAUUGCUUGAAUCGCCUGUAUUUACAUAUCUUCGUCUUCAAUUACUUGAACCUGAAAAAUACCCGUACUUAUUCAAAUGUCUUUAUGGUAUUUUGAUGCUAUUGCCUCAAUCUUCUGCAUUUUCAACUCUUAGAAAUCGAUUGAACAGUGUAUCUUCACUUGGAUUUUUACAUGUCUUACCCAAAAGUCCUGUCACUUCUUUAGCUACAACAUCAACUGAUAGAAAACAACUCAACAAGACUAAAGUGGAAGAAAUCAGUACAAUCAAAUAUCAAGAACUUUUAACCCAUUUCAAAUCGGUUCAAUCCAGACACGAGAAACAAAGAAAGCAAGUGUUACAAAACACGUCUCGUACAUCUAGCAAUAACAGCAAUACAUCACGAACAAGAAGGCCUAGGUUGAUGUAUGGUGGAGAAGGUUCACCUAAUCAAAUGCUCAAUAACGAAAACAGUAAGGGAUUAGGUGUAAGUUCACUUGGUAAUAAUGCCAUGGUUGGUGGUGGUGGCAUUCGAAGUGGUAUGGCAAGUUUAGGUCUUACUCCUUCAACACACCAUUCAAACAUUUCCAACAACAGUCAUGAUAGUUUAGCCAGCAAUAAUGCAGGUACAAGUCAUCAUGGUUCAAGCAGUAGCCAUGCGGCAUCCAGUGUAACUCAAGGAAGUACAGGAAAUACAACAAGCACAUCUCAAACGGGUAAUUCAGGUCGAUUAACAGCAGGAGCAAGAAGGAGUCGAAGAGUUUAG
Messenger RNA from Gilbertella persicaria, 2640 nucleotides. RefSeq names its product vacuolar protein 14 C-terminal Fig4p binding-domain-containing protein. The coding region runs from base 1 to 2640 and encodes 879 amino acids. Gene Ontology annotation, cellular component: fungal-type vacuole membrane; endosome membrane; PAS complex. The transcript is spliced from 9 exons. NCBI's taxonomy places the organism in Eukaryota, Fungi, Mucoromycota, Mucoromycetes, Mucorales, Choanephoraceae. The record is from RefSeq and is a predicted model, not a curated record. Gene Ontology annotation, biological process: phosphatidylinositol biosynthetic process; positive regulation of kinase activity.